AUGGUCGUGCUCGCUUACCUCAAGCGCGACCUCGCCAACGAGCUCGACAAGAACAACGACGGCAAGAUCGACUCGUCCGAGGCGGCUGGGCAGGGGCAGGGAUACCUCGAUAUGCUCGGCUCGCAAUUCGCCGCCAGAGGAGCGGUGCCGCCGGGAUCGGCGCCGGCGGCGACGGGGCUAUCCGUCGAUGGCCCGGCGGUGCACGCGAGUGGAUAA
Messenger RNA from Emiliania huxleyi CCMP1516, 216 nucleotides. RefSeq lists its product as hypothetical. The transcript is spliced from 2 exons. Lineage: Eukaryota; Haptophyta; Isochrysidales; Noelaerhabdaceae. The record is from RefSeq and is a predicted model, not a curated record. The coding region runs from base 1 to 216 and encodes 71 amino acids.